Molecule: messenger RNA, 3683 nt
Organism: Phymastichus coffea
Lineage: Eukaryota; Metazoa; Arthropoda; Insecta; Hymenoptera; Eulophidae
Product: ATP-dependent DNA helicase Q5-like
Exons: 14
Coding region: 121-3276 (1051 amino acids)
Biological process (GO): double-strand break repair via homologous recombination
Cellular component (GO): cytoplasm; chromosome
Molecular function (GO): nucleic acid binding; ATP binding; 3'-5' DNA helicase activity
Source: RefSeq, a predicted model, not a curated record
GACAGUGCUUAACUAGAUUUGAUAGAUUUUCUUUGUUUUGAUACAAUCGGUAUUUAUCAUAAUGAUGAGGUGCUGAUUGUUUAUUAUUUCAUUUUUCAAAUUCCAUUUGAUUUAUUUCCAAUGAGUGGUGAGAUUUUUUCUGAAGCUAGGUUAAGAACCAAGUUGAAAAGUCAAUUUGGUCAUAAUGACUUCAAAAGUGAUGUUCAGAAAAAGGCGGCUGUAGCUGUAUACAGAGGAGAUAAAGAUGUAUAUAUUUGCAUGCCAACAGGAUCGGGAAAAUCAUUGUGUUUCCAAUUACCAGCUAUAACAAAAGAAAAUUCUUUUGCUAUUGUCAUUUCACCUCUCAUAGCAUUAGUAAAGAAUCAAGUAGAUUAUUUGAAUAGUAAAAAGAUUGAAGCACAUGCCUUGAAUAGUAAAACUACAAAAAAUAUACGAACUAUUAUAAAGAAUGAUAUGCUUUCUAAUAAACCAAAAAUGAAGUUGUUAUAUGUAACUCCUGAAUUAUGUGACACAACAGCUUUUCAACUUUUAUUAAGUCAAAUAAAACCAAAAGUGUUAUCGUAUUUUGUGAUUGAUGAAGCACAUUGCCUUAGUCAAUGGGGCCAUGAUUUUAGACCAAGUUAUAGGAAACUUAGUCAACUUAGAGAAAAGAAACCUGAAGUACCAAUAAUAGCAUUAACAGCUACUGCUGCUAAAGAAGUCAAAGAAGACAUUUUAAAAACAUUAAAAAUGAAAAACUCACUUGUUUUUUCUACACCUGUUUUUCGAUCAAAUUUGUAUUAUGAUGUUUGGUUUAUUGAUACUAUACCAGAUCCCUUUGAACACCUAAAACAAUUCAUUAGCAAAUCAUUGGAUUUAACUAAUAAUUCAAUUCCAAAAGAAAAAAGGAAUUGUGGUAUAAUUUACUGCCGAAAAAAGGAAACAACUGAAACAUUAGCAACCAAAUUGAGUGCAAUGGGAAUACGAACUCUUGCUUAUCAUGCAGGUUUGAAAAGUAAAGAAAGAAUUGAAGUUCAAGAUUCUUGGACCUCAGGUAACGUCCCAGUUAUUGCUGCUACAUGCAGUUUUGGAAUGGGUGUAGAUAAAGCAUCAGUUAGAUUUGUAGUACACUGGACAAUACCCCAAACAAUUGCAAAUUACUACCAAGAAUCAGGUAGAGCUGGUCGAGAUGGAAAUCAGUCAUACUGUAGAGUAUAUUUUAGUCGUGAAGAAUAUAACGCCAUUAAUUUUUUAUGUCAAAAUGCUGCUGAAGAAGAAUUACAAAACUGUCAAAGUAGACAAGACUAUCAAAGAAAUAAAGUCAAAUCAUUUAAACAAAUUGUAGAAAGUUUUACUGCAGUCAAAUGUAGGCAUCUUUUAUUUUCAAAGUAUUUUGGGGAUCCAGCUCCACAAUGUGUUGAUAGGUGUGAUGCUUGUAAAAAUAAAGAUGUAGUUAGAGAAAGGGUAAUCCAAUUUGAAAUUGCGAAUCAAUACAAACCAAAAACUAAAGAGCAUCUUGACAGUUUUGGGCUGGAAAAAUUCGAAAAUUAUGAAUAUGACACAGAUUCUGGAAGUUCUGUAGAUAGCGGUAGGAAAGCUUUAGAUAAAAAAGCCCAAAUCGAAGAAAAACAAUUUAUUAAUGAGCAAUUUCAAUUGCGAAGAGGUGGAAAAUUACAAGAUCUUGAGUUGAGAAAAAUAAAUUUAGAAUGUGCCAAAUCUUCAUGUGUUCUAGCUGCAGAAAGUACAGAUAUAAAAAUUAAAAGAUUAACCGUGAAGUUGAGAGAAUAUUUUUAUGACAAAAUCAAUUCUUGCUUGUUGGAAAAUGUUAAAGUAUGUAAUAAUGAAAAUGAAAGAUUUUUAACUGAAAAAGAAAUCAAUAAUAUCGCUCGUAAGCUUGAGUACAAUAUUGUUUGUGCAUCAAAAGCACUUCCUACGUAUCGAAAUUCAAUUAUUCAGAAGAUCUUACAAAUUCAAACAUGUACUAAAAAUAUUGAAUUAUACGUGGAUUUGAGAAACGAUAUAGUUCAAGAGCAAACAUCAAAUAAGAGUGAAAUAAAUGAACUGCCUUUUUGCAGUGAAUUUACAACUGCCUUAGAAAUGAAGAAAAAAUGCGAAUAUCCGAUGGAAACAAAAAUUCCCUUACCUAAUGAUAAUCUUGGAUUAAGUGUUAACAACAUUGCCGCAAGUUCCUCUAAUCAAGUUUGUCAUAAUGGAUUUCAAACAGCUUUAGAUUUAAACGUUUUAGAUAACAACAAAACGUCUAUACAAGACAGUAGUAAAGAAUCUAUUGCUAAAAUAUCGAAAUUGAUCAAUUCAAAAACUAAUGAACAGUUUUUGGUCACUUGUAAUGGAUUCAAAACAGCUUUAGAAAUAUCCAAUUCUACUAAAUCGGAAUCUGUUUCAGAAGUGUCGAAAUUGAAUCGAAUCAGUCGAAAUGACAAAUUAAAAAAAAAAUUAAAUUCGAGAUCAAUUACAGAAUUUUUUAAGAGUAAUGUAAGUAAGCCAAGCACUACCCAACAUGAAAUUGAAUCCAUCACUGCGAAUCAAAUUUCAAAUAUUGCAAAGUCGAAUGAUUUAUUAAAUAAUGAUUUUCGAGGAAACUCAGCUGUUAGCGAGGAUUCCCAAGUUGAUAAAAACGUGACAGGUGAGUCGAUAAGUCAUGUUAAAGAAAAUAAAUUUAUUAAUGCAAAAAAUAAUUUUUUGAAUGAACAAAACAUAGAAACAAAUGAUUCUGAACGUGUUAAUACAUUCAAACUUAAAUUCCCAUCUAAAAAUAAAACAACAAAAACGAAUGCAUUACUUUUUGGAGACGAGUCAUCAACAAGUGAUGAAGAUAAAGAUAGUAAAGUGAAGAACAAUAUAGUUUCAAAUGAAUUAAAAUUUGAAAAUGAAAACGUCCAUAAUCGAUACAAUUCAACAAAAGAUGAUAAAGUAUUACAUAACAAACCAUAUAACGUACGAAAAAUAAAUAAACGUUCGUAUUCAGAAAUAGAGUUAAAUAAUUUAGAUCAUAAUGCUCAGAAUGAAAAACGUCAACGAUCGGAUAAGGAAGACAAUAAGACAUCAAGUAGUAAAACAUCAGAAUCCGUUAAAAUUCAUAGAAAGACUUUUAAUAUUUUGAAACCGAUAAUAAUGAAAUACUACGUUAGUCAUUAUAUUCCAGAUGCUGACAAAUUUAAAAGUAUUUUCCGAAAAAUACACAUGAAUAUACUAGACAAUAAAAUCUAUGAACAAGACGCAAUUAAAGCAGUAGCGGUAAAGAUGAUAAAAUCAAAGAAAUUUCUUGAGGACGAUUAAUGAUAGCUGAAAUUUCAAUACGUUGUCUUUUUAAUGUGUACAGUUACUUAGUUUUGUAUUGUGUGAGAACUUAAACGUUUAAUUGUAUUUGUAUUUUUGUAUUUAUUUUUGAUAAAUUAAUUUAUUUUGAUAAAAGUUAUUUAGUUCUUUAUUUUAUAAUUAUAAUUGAUGUCUACCACAGCUGGCAAUCAACAGUUACAUGUUUUAAAAUUGAAAAUUCAAUAUGAACAAGCUCAAACACCCAGAUUUCGAUAUCAAUUAAAUUUAGUUUAUGCAUUUAGUUUAUGCUUCUUUAAUAGUGGAUAUUAGAUUUAUUCAUAUUAAAAAAAAAAUUAGCCUCGUAAUGAAUUUUCAUCAGGAACUAGUAAAAGUAAAAAUCAUAUUUCACCAAGAUUAUUUUAUAAUUC